AUGGAGAUACCGGACGUGGUGCUCGCCGACGUUCUCCUACGCGUGCUCCAACCGCAGCACCUCGCCGCGUGCAGACGCGUAUGCGCCAACUGGCGCCGUGUCAUCGACGGCCACAAGCUGCUUCUCCCGCACCUCCUGCCGGCGGCUCCGCGCGGCAUAUUCAUCAACUACACAGCCAGAGACGGGUGGAGCGACGUCGGCUACUUCUCCCGGGGGAUCCUCGACGGUACCAUCGACACACGUCUCGGCUUUGCGCCGCUGUGGAACGCGGUCAUCGACCAUUGCAACGGCCUGCUGCUGUGCACGUCUGAAGAAACAUGCUUCGUCUACAACCCGGUGACUUGGCGAUCGGCGCAGCUGCGAGCUCCCCCCGGCGCCCAAGGGGCCAACUGGGGAAUCGGCUCCGCUGCCUACCUCGUGUUUGAUCCUGCCGUGUCUCUCCACUUCCAGGUGUUCCUACUCCCUGACCAGCUGCCCGAGAUGCCCGAGCCCCCUGUACCUGUCAAGUCGUCACCACCGCCGUUCAAUGUGGGAAGGCUCUUCAUGGCCGGAGCUGCAGAUGGCGAUUUGUGGCCCGAGGUCGACACCGACGACGACGACGGAGAGGAUUGGUUUAUGGAUUCACAAGAGGAUGAAACACGUCCGCAUUAUCAUUCGAGCGAGCAUUCUGAGGUGAGGGACGCAAUGGGCCUGAUGGAAUGGCCACCGCUGGUAUACGUGGUGCAGGUCUUCUCAUCUGUCACCGGACAGUGGUCGGAGAGGACUUUUGUACGGAAAAGUGACCCAGCAGGGACGGUGGCAGACAUGUGGCCGGAUUCCUCGUCAAUCAUUUUGGAUUGGUCACCUGCCACGGAUUGGUCACCUCGUGCGCAAAGUAAUUGGAGACCUCGCCGAAGAUACACCGUUUAUUGGCAGCAAUUUCUUUACAUCCAAUGCCGUGCUGGUUUCAUCAUGAGAUUCUCAGUUAUGACGGAGGAGUAUCAAGUGAUCCAAUCCCCAAGAAUUGUUAGCCCGUACAACUGGUGGGAAAAACCGAUAACGUAUCUAGGCAAGUCAAAGAAAGGGGUGUACUACACCGCAACCGACUACCUCAAACUCCGAGUAUGGCUAUUGACAGAAGAAACAGAGGCAUCUCGUGGGGCACUGCCGGUGUGGGCGAUGAUUCACAAUGCUGACCUCGAGCCUCCGUUGAGCCAACUCUCGCAUGAAAAUUGUGAAGAGAAGGACAAGUCGUGGAUCUUGGAUCAUGAAAAGGCUGUACAAACAGAACAAGGAUACCGAGAGUGGGACUCGGACAAUGAUGAUAGAUUUGUUUCUAAUGAUGAACAACAUGACGAUGAUGAUGAAAAUGAUGACUAUGCCGAUGGCGACUAUAUGACCAUGAGUUCAUUGGACUUGCUAGGAUACCAUCCUCACAAGGAGAUUAUCCUCUUGGGCAGUCGAGAAGUUGGCAAUGGUUGUGCGUUCGCUUAA
Messenger RNA from Triticum turgidum subsp. durum (durum wheat), 1473 nucleotides. The record is from the annotation of a GenBank genome assembly. NCBI's taxonomy places the organism in Eukaryota, Viridiplantae, Streptophyta, Magnoliopsida, Poales, Poaceae.